Molecule: messenger RNA, 600 nt
Organism: Xenopus tropicalis (tropical clawed frog)
Lineage: Eukaryota; Metazoa; Chordata; Amphibia; Anura; Pipidae
Product: serine/threonine-protein kinase mig-15-like
Exons: 6
Coding region: 1-546 (181 amino acids)
Molecular function (GO): kinase activity; protein serine/threonine kinase activity; ATP binding
Source: RefSeq, a predicted model, not a curated record
AUGGUGUCAGGCCAUGAAAACAUUGUGGAUUUCUAUGGGGCUUAUUACCAUCAGGCCCCACGGACACCAUCACUCCCUGAAGGACUAUGGAUUGCUACUGAGUUCAUCACUGGUGCCACUCUACAAGAUCUCAUUGGCACCAGAAAGACCUUAGGAGAAAGGUGGAUCUCCUAUAUCUGUAAACAAAUCACCACGGGCCUUUUCCACCUACAAAAGAAGAAUGUCAUCCACCAUGACAUUAAGCCCGGAAACAUCCUGAUCACCUCAUUGGGAGAGGUGAAGAUCGGCGAAUUUGGAUUCGCCACAUUUGGACGGAAGAGCAGCAGUACUUCUGGGACUAUAACAUACUCGGCCCCAGAAGUACUAGCUAAUUUUGGCAACAACAAGCUCGAGUAUGACCAUAAGGCUGACAUCUGGUCACUCGGCAUUGCAGCCAUUGAAAUGGCGGAGGGAGAUCUCUCAUUCAGCAAACUUCCACAACAGAAGCUGAUUGAGAAGGUAACACGCGGUCCCACGCCAUCAUUAACACCAUGGGGAAAAUGGUGAGUCUCUUUCACUAGAAUUGGAAAAGACAGUGAGGGGGUGGUGGGGAAAUGGAAA